GUGCGCUUAGUUUAACAUGAGUUUCUUACUUUAUGGUAGAUGGAAAAAAAAAUGGAAAACAUGAAAAACGAGGGCAAAAAUACAGAGCUAGAGGAUAUCCGUCUCGUAGUACAGGAUGCUGCCCAAACUUUGACUGGUCUGAAUACAAGCGUAAAUGAGAGGUUUCUGCAUUUUCAACAAAGAAUCAUGCAACUGGAUCAAAAGGUGAAAAAUACUACUGGCAGCACGAGCAUCAGAGGACCACCUGGAGUCAAUGGUACUAAUGGUGACACUGGACCUGCCGGACCUGAAGGACCUCCAGGAUAUAAUGGUACAAAGGGUGACAUUGGACUUGCCGGACCUCCCGGACCUCCAGGAUUUAAUGGCACUCAGGGCCCUGCAGGACGAUCUGGACUACCUGGUGUUCAGGGUCUCCGUGGACCAUCUGGGUUCAAUGGUACCCAGGGUCCACCUGGACCUGGGACCAGUUCCUGUGUUUUUAAGACUUUAUCCAGCACUGGUAUGGCAGUAAAUUCGAUCGCCCAACAAGAAAUUGUAGCGACGGAACAAAAUGGUAAAAUCUUUAUUGGCGCAAACUGUGAUACAAACGACGCGAAAGUUGCUCAAUUAUCAAGCACCAUUUCAGCUGGAAAGAGAACCUACAAGUGUUCUUGCUAUGGUACCCUAACAACUGGAGAACAAACGAUGUAUUGCUACAUGCACCACUGGGAGUGUCAGAUGUAAGGGGGAAAACGAAAAGUUAUUUGAUCAACAGGAGUCUUUUAUAAAUCAGAAACGAGACGAAGAACAAUUAAGUAGUUUAACGUAAAUAUCUUUUUUUAAAUAUGCCCAGUCAACUGGGUUUUCUCUCAGAAAGCAUUUCAGUUGAGUGUUGUAAAACCAAAAUCAAAGUAAAAUAAAAGUAAGGAGUAUAAUCA
Molecule: messenger RNA, 917 nt
Organism: Pocillopora verrucosa
Lineage: Eukaryota; Metazoa; Cnidaria; Anthozoa; Scleractinia; Pocilloporidae
Source: RefSeq, a predicted model, not a curated record